UUUUAAAUUUCAGAGCCUUAUCAGUUGGUAUGACGGUAUACACUUCUAUGUCUUAUCAUUUUGCAGUAUGAUAAGAAGUACGAACAAUAACAAGUGAAAAUGGCCAAGCGCGCCUUACUGGACCUCCUUUUACUUUUCUGUUUAAGUCAUUGCACUUCCGGUACAGCUGUAUGUCCUGAUGGAUUUAUUAAACAUCACGGUUCUUGUUAUGUCUUCCUUCACCAACAUUUCAGCUGGCCAGAAUCCAUUACAUUUUGUAAAGUGAUUGGCGCCCACUUGGUCACUAUUGAAUCUGAGAAUGAACACAACUUUCUGAUACAGAAAAUCCGCGAGAUCGAGGGGUCGUUUGAUAUUAAAGACUUCUGGAUUGAUUUGAAUGAUGCUGCUGAGCAAGGUACCUGGGUGUGGAGCCGUAGUCAUACGCAGGCGACCUACACGAAGUGGGGCGGAAGCAAUCCAAAUUUUUUCGCCCGGGAGGACUGUGUGGGACUCUUCCACGGCCUACAGUACCUCUUUGGGGAUGGUGUAUGCGACAGGAAUCAACAUCUAAUCUGUGAAAUUGAUUUGGACUUAGGAGAGAAUAUCAUAGGAAAAUAAUGCUGAUGAACUCAACACGACCAGUUUGUUAUUUGCUAUCACGACCAGUUUGUUAUUUGCUAUCAUAAAGAAGUGAAUACAUCGAUAGGCAGUU
Ostrea edulis (European flat oyster) is the source of this 691-nucleotide messenger RNA. Its product is annotated as perlucin-like protein. Lineage: Eukaryota; Metazoa; Mollusca; Bivalvia; Ostreida; Ostreidae. Gene Ontology annotation, molecular function: signaling receptor activity. The coding region runs from base 100 to 597 and encodes 165 amino acids. The transcript has 5 exons. The record is from RefSeq and is a predicted model, not a curated record.